Messenger RNA from Bacillus rossius redtenbacheri, 10612 nucleotides. RefSeq names its product O-phosphoseryl-tRNA(Sec) selenium transferase. Gene Ontology annotation, biological process: conversion of seryl-tRNAsec to selenocys-tRNAsec; selenocysteine incorporation. The transcript is spliced from 10 exons. Gene Ontology annotation, molecular function: tRNA binding; O-phosphoseryl-tRNA(Sec) selenium transferase activity. Lineage: Eukaryota; Metazoa; Arthropoda; Insecta; Phasmatodea; Bacillidae. The coding region runs from base 175 to 1734 and encodes 519 amino acids. The record is from RefSeq and is a predicted model, not a curated record.
AGGGAGAUAUAAGAAGUUACUGGGGGUGAGGAUUUUGUAAUAUAGAUAUAUAUUUAAAUUAAAAUGCUGUGUGUGUUGCAUAUCACUAGCGGUUUUUAUUUUUUUCGUAUAAAGAAUGAUGAGAUGUCGGUGGCCUGAAGUAGUGACAUUAUUGUCAACCCCCGGGGUUGAAACAUGAAUAGUCAUAGUUUUACAUUGGCUGAGAGACUGAUUCCUGCCACCUAUUUACAGCAGGCAGCAGCUGCUAAGAAAACCAGAGAAUGUCUCAUUCGUCAAUUGAUAGAGCAGAGGAAGUGGCCGGAGGAGGGCUGGGACGACUCCACCAUUGAGCUGUUCCUCGCCGACCUGGCCCAGAUGGACAGCAACAACUUCCCCGGCAACUGCGGCAUCGGCGAGCGAGAAGCCCGCAUCGCCUCGGCGCUGGUGGCCCGGCGACACUACCGCCUGGGACACGGCAUCGGGCGCUCGGGCGACCUCGCGGAGGUGCAGCCCAAGGCAGCCGGCUCCAGCCUCAUGAACAAGCUGACCAACGCGCUGGUGCUGGACGUCAUCCGCUACAUGGGGGUGAAGACCUCAGCGGGCUGCUUCGUGGUGCCCACGGCCACGGGCAUGAGCCUCGUGCUGUGCAUGCUGACCUUGAAGCAGGAGCGGCCGGACGCCAAGCACGUGCUGUGGUCCCGCAUCGACCAGAAGGCCUGCUUCAAGUGCAUCAUCACGGCAGGCCUGCAGCCGGUGGUGAUAGAGCCGUGCCUGGCGGGGGAUGAGCUGCGCACCGACCUGGUGGCCCUGGAGCAGCAGCUAGUGUCGCUGGGGGCGGAGAGCGUGGCCUGCGUGCUCACCACCACCAGCUGCUUCGCCCCGCGAGCCAGCGACUCCGUGGAGCAGGUGGCCGUGCUGUGCGCGCGCUACGGCGUGCCGCACCUCAUCAACAACGCGUACGGACUACAGAGCUCGCGCUGCAUGCACCUGGUGCAGGAGGCCGCCAGGAAAGGUAGAGUGGAUGCAUUUGUACAAAGCACAGAUAAAAAUUUCUUGGUACCUGUUGGCGGGGCGAUAAUCGCAGGCUUCGACAAGGGCCUGGUCGACAGAAUUUCUAGAACGUACCCAGGCCGAGCCUCCUCCAGUCCCACGAUGGACGUCUUCAUCACGCUGCUGUCCCUCGGAGUGAGCGGCUACAAGAGCCUCGUAGCGCAGCGCAAGGAGAUGUACACCUACCUCAAGGAGGAGCUGAGCAAAGUGGCCAGCAAGUACGGCGAGCGCAUUCUGGACACCAAGAACAACCCUAUAUCUGUGGGCAUGACGCUGGGCUCGCUGGCCGGGGCAGACACCAAGCUGAUCACCAUGCUGGGCUCCAUGCUGUUCCUGCGCUGCGUGUCCGGGACCCGCGUCGUCACCGCCCUGGACCACAAGGACGUGGGCGGCCACAAGUUCGAAGGCUGGGGCGCGCACUGCAGCUGCUACCCCGUGCCGUACCUCACGGCGGCCGCCGCCAUCGGCAUGCGCAAGGCCGACGUGGAUCUGUUCGUGCACCGGCUGGACAAGGCGCUGGGCAAGCUGAGGGGUCGUAGCGCCCCGCCCACCCCCACCUCCGUGGAGGAGCUGGCGGUGAUGCGGCGCGCCAUGCGCGGGGGCUCCGGCACGCUCAACGGCGAGGGGGGCAGCGGCAGCGAGCAGCACAGCCAGAGCAGCGCCAGCACGUCUCUGGCCAGCAGCAAGGACAGCCUGCGCAAGUGAUGGCCCGCGCCGUGCCCCUCGCGCCCCCUCACCUAGUCUGUUCCCGCCGCUUCGUCAGGUGUCUUCUGCGAAAACCAUGCUGCUGUUGCUCCGACACCUCCUGUGAUCAUCCGUUUCAAGUGAGGUGAAAUCUUAUUUUGAAUUUUCGGAAUUGUGAUCAACCACUAACUUCUGAUAAAAUGUCAUGUAUGGUGUGUGUGUGUGUGUUUUGCGGCAGUUUGAUCUGCGGGAAAGUUUCGUUGAGAAUUUAUGUAUUUGUGCCGUUACGAGUGCGAUGCUUUGAAUUCCGUAAGAAAUUAUACGUAGAAGGUAUUGCAUUAACAUUAUUAUAGUGUAAAUUACUUCUUAGAUACUAGUUCUUGAAUUUUAAAUUAUUUUUUAAGUAGUUGUACAUUCCGGCAGGCGACAGCUGUUUUGCUUACCCAAGUGUUGCACACGUGGUUUUAACUGUGUUGUGUAUAGGUGUUAACAGUACAUCAUUAGUGCUGUUGGCAAUUAUUUAUAAUAGUUUCACCUUUCUGUUACCGAGUUACAGUUUAUUAAUGAUCUGAAUGAAGUGCAUUGCUGAUAGGUGUAAAAAUUGUAGUUUGUUAAUAGAAAUACUCAUUUAAUAUAUUUGAGUGUUUUAUAACUUUUGAUCUCAUUAUAAAAAUGAUGCUCUGAUAACAGUAAGUAUAAGAAGUAUGCAUACACUGUAGGAAUGGCACACACAUAAUUAAUUUUUAAUAAAUUUCAGCAUUUGAGUAAGUUCUGCUCUUCAUUUCAAAACACUCAAAUUUGUAGCCGUAUUGACUUAUGAAGAAAGGCAGCGUUGGAGUGUGUGUGUGUGUUUGGUUGUUGAGUCUCGGCAUAAGACUGCCCGGACCAGCAUGCAGUGCAACUGUGCGUUCCGGAACGUUCAGGAAGCCUGCGGGUAUCUCGUCAAGCGCACUAACAUACUCUCUCUCGCUCCAUUCACAUUCCGGCCAACAUGGACACUGCUUUAGUUGGUUGUAUCGGUGCUGCUUCCAAGCAAGUCUCGCUGAGCAUUGCAAAUAGAAGAAAAAAGCUUUUAAAUAAAAACUACAUAAGAAAUUAUUGUAGUUUUGUGUUCCUAAGUUUUAAACAUUUCAACACUUAAAACACUUGGAAAAACACACCUGCAAUAACUUUAACAUUUUACGUACUUUUUCUUUCACAGCCACGUUGUUCUCUGCUAGUGCACUGCUCUGCUAGUCUUGUUUAGAAGCGACGUGGGCGACUGUGCCGGUUCACGUCUGGGACUCCAGGAGGCAGCACCGUCGACUCUCGAGGCAGCUCACACUCGGUGGUUACUGUGACUGCACAGAGUUUCAAGUGAAGAAUGGCAUAACUCCUAGAAAGUGUUAGAAUAUGUUGAUUGUUAAAAUAUGUAUUUUUGCUAGCAACAGGGCUGGAUUACCUGGAGCAUUGGUUUCUUUUAUCAAAUCAUUAAAAUGUUUGUUGCAGUUCAGAGUUUUUAGGAAUAAAUGAUGUUAGGAUAUCUCACACACAGUCUUAAUUGUGAUAACGCAUCAUUGAUGUAUGUGACCUAUUGCUUAUACUCAAGUCCACAACCUCGUUGUUAAUCUAGCUCAUUUCUACAAAUCAUUUAUUACAGUCACAGGCAGUUUAAACACGUGACUGUAAAAUUUACUUGCUAAUUAUAAACAGUGUCAUAUUUUCAAAACAGGUGAAGAAUGUAAUAUAGUUGGAGCGUUUUAUAAAAUAAGCAGCUUCCGGUUGGAAUCCAUGAAACAGAUCGGUUCCAGCUUCGGAAUUAAUCCAGCUCUGAAUUACCUUGUUUACCCUGCGUACGGAUCGCACCUAUAAUUUGGGUCGUGAAAAUCCAACAUCUCCACCGUAAGGGUUACCCUCGGUUAUGUGCUGCACCAUGUAUCUGUCUAAGUGGAGGUCCAUGGAUACAAGUGAAGUCUGUGUUCCAUGUCUCAGCUUACAGCACUGGUGUUAACCCUGGUCUUCUUUUUGUCUGCUUUCUGUGCCACUUUACUACUGUAGGAGGGUGUGAGGCAGCAUUCUUGUGCCCACUUCUCUCACCCCUUCUCCUUCCUGAUUCUUUACCACCCCUCCCACUAACACACAGACAAAGGAGAAGGCUACUGUUUUUUAUGCUCAUGUAUCCCUUCCUGGCUGUUAUAUUUUCUUCCCAAACAGGAAAAAAAAGGCAGUAAACUACUCUUUCUUGUCAGUUUCUUUUAUAAAUCUAGCACACACAUUAGUCGGUGAGAUAUUUGUGUGGGAACUGGAGGAAAGUAAAAAAAAGUGCUUUAAAGUGCUGCUUUCAAAGCACCAUUAUGACUUCAGUUUUGUCACGGAAUGCUGCAUUUGAAAGCUGAGUAAACUCCCUCAAAAACCAAUAAUGUUGGGUAACAGUUGCGUCUUGAGAACCUGUCGAAAUAAGACACGUGGAGAUUGUGACGUGACGCAAGGGAGAACCGUCCACACCGCUACCUGGCCACACGCACUCACGGAAUGCAUACACACUAACUCUGGCAGGUUUACCCCAGGAUUCCCCUCCAGCUGAAUACUAGCUCGGCCAGUCGCGGAACAUAGUGCUUUUCACACACUGCUAACAUAUUUCAACUAAAUUAUUAACUACGUGUAAUGUUAUAUAUAUAUUAAAAACUAACAUAGGAGAGUUAUUUACACACACACUCAUGACACACCACUAUAAUUUUUUUUAAAUCCAAACACUCGUUAGGAUUGCACUACAUUUUUAAUAACUAAGAAUCGGGCAUAAAAUGUGCUGUCCAUACGCGGGUAAAUACGGUGCGAUAAAACCCUCAUUGGUUACUCAGAGGUAAGAAAUAUUCUAUUUAUUUGUUUCAGACACAUUUAAUUGUGAAAAAUACAGCAUUGGAGGCAGUGAAAUGCCGGUGUACUAGCGGGGAUCGUUAGAGGCAGCCCUGUAGGGCUAUGUCGGUACUACUGGAGCAAAGUGAUAAGGUCUAGAGUCUACAGACUGCACCAGAUGUCUGGGAGUGUUGUGCUUGCUGGUUUGAGCAUUGAUGAUCUUAUUAGAGAUGUUAUAAAAAAUUUAUAUUUAUGGGGGGGAAAUUUAACCUAGGUUACAAUUCUACAUGAAGCUUUAUUCAACAGUGACUUUAUGAUUGUGAAAUAUUUAGGGUUUGAAGAGUUUCUUGACAAAAGUAUGUAUGAAUGUAUGUAUGUACUAACAAAAAAAAUACUAAUAAAGUUUAAAAUUAAAAUGUGAGUGAAAUACAAGUAUAAUCAUAACUAAGAGUGUCAUAGAUAAUACACCCUGACUGCUUACUACUUAUAGCAGGUGAUUGCAACAUGACGUUUAAUGUUCAUGAUUCAUAAAAUUAUAACACAAUGGUUUUCUCUCGUGUGUUUGUAUGAAGAAGAAAAAUAUUACAGUUUAAUUUCAGUAGUAAAUCCCAAUUAACCAAACAUUAAUCUAAAUUCAUGUAAUUUGUUAUAAAGCACUGAUUGGUACAAGUUGCGCUCCAAUUACAGGUUGUGUCAGGCAGUUAGACGUAUCUAAAAUAAGAAAUCAGUGUUAUCACUGCUGCAUCAUGCCCUUAUAUGCAAAUUUGAGUUGACAGUGAAUUACACUUACAUGUUCUUGAUGUUUGUAUUACCAUCAGUCAUAAAGGAUAUCGAGGAGUGGUUUACUUUAACCCUCUCUGUUUUCCUGGCAACCGUGAAACCAUUCUUGUAAUUUUUAAUAGUUCAUCAUGUAAUCUAUAAUCAUUGGUAUGAAUGGCUAAUUUUAUAACCUCUAAGGUUGAUGAAUUCCUGAAUCCUCGUGAAGGUUCUGAAAUAACAGUCAUGACUGCAAGCCCACUCGAGAGUGAAGCCAGUCCACAGUACAGCCUGCACUGAAGCCACGAUGUGCUGGUACAGUCACGACACACAUCAAAUAAACCUGCUAGGAGUGAUGGUUUCGACUGCAAGUCAGCGGUGGUAGCAGCGAGCUCAGAAUGGCCUGCAUGAAAGCCAAUUAGAAGUUAGGCUCUCUCCCAUUGGCGGACAGGGAGAGCCAGUGACAUUUACGUUAUACAGUCCUUUAGAAAUCUCUAUUCCAGUUUUAUCCUUACUAGUUAGAAUCGAGUGCUUGAAAACCAUUUACAUAACCAUAACGUUAUUCCAUCCACAACCAACCAUCCACGAUAUUCUUCCGCCCAGAAUUAUUUUUAAAUUAAUUACUGUACAAGUAUAUAAAUUAAUUACUUAUUUUCUGAACUGAUAACUGGUUUGGGUACCUAUUUCUGAUUUAAUGGUUGUUUCAUGAAAACAUGUGAUAUGUAACUGAUAUCAAAACAUGCAUUGAACUAAAUUCAAGUUGAGUGUCAAAUAUGUAAUGUGUCAAAAAGGUCAGGUAUUGUUAUUUUAUGUAUGGCUAGGAAGAUUGUAUUGUAAUACUUAAUACAUGACCCUUCUGUGCUUUUUGCAUGUGAUGGAAAAGUAAUGUUUUAGUCAAAUAAUAUCCAAGUUGAAUAUCCUUUUUUUUUUCAAUGAUUGUAGUUUUUUUCAGGGGUAGUAAGAGUAGAUUAAUUCAUGAAGUUGAUACUGAAAAUACAUAAGGCGGUGGUUGAAAAAGGACCUUUUCGCUUUGCAUAGCUCGUAGUUGCCUGAGCCCACUUGUGUGAAGUGAUUAAACUAGUUAUUUCUUAGUAUUAAUAUUUUGGGCAGCUGCCUCUACCGUGUUCGUGAAACACAAAAUAAAGAUAUAUUCAUAAUGUGAAUGUGAUGGUUUGAUGAACUGUAACACAACUGUAAGUAACUGUCACUUGACGUGAAACCAAGCUAGUUUCUGCUGCACAAGUGUGUUGUGUCCUUGUGGAGAGCAGGCAGUGCGUUACGUCUAGAAGCACGCGCACAAGUGAAGUAAUUGUGUUGCAAUACCGUGACGACAUUUACGUAAACAUACAUUCCAUAUUGUCCUGUUAGUGACAGUGAGGCCAUGCGUGUCAGCUGCAUUAAUAAUUGAUAUGUAGAUGUUGUAUACAGAGCAGGCAACAGCAUGCAUUUUCAUGUUCACCUGGUGGCUAUUGCUGUUGAGUAUAAAGAGACAACCCAACUGCUUAAGUUGUUUCUAAGCUUCGCAAGCAUCAGUAUUUAUUUAAGUCUUUUUAAAAUAACUUCGUUGGUACGUUAAGUCAGUAUAAAGUUGCCCGUGUGUUGGUGCAUGUUGCCGUCGAUGACGCGGCCUGCGCAAAGUGACGGCUCUAGCGGUCACGGUGUCGGAUCGCAAGCCGUGCGGCCGGGGAGACCACUCGGCACGCGCUUGUCCGUGUGCGAUCGGCGCGAGGUAUCGGGUAGCGGUCCCUCGUGCCUCGUGUCUGGCAGUCAGCUGUGUAGAGUCUCACACAUACACCUGGCAUGACGUUUACACACUGACCAUUUUUAUUUGCUACUUUGUUAGUUACUAAGUUAUCUUGGUGGCAUUUGAAAAAUACACCAUAAUAUUAAGUUUAACCGUUUUUAAAAUAUAUUAAUUUAUAGUAGUUAUCAUGCUUAAAAAAACAAAAAAAAAUUUAAAGAAUCUCAUUUGGAAGCUGAAGUAAAAACUUACAUGCGUACACACCUGCGAGUGUGGAGUUCACCAGCUUGUCUCGCUCACGACUCUGAGCAAAGACAUGUUCCACAAGGCAUUUGUAACGAGCAUGAAUUACAUGCCCAUACGCUGACGAAGCAUUGCAGGCAUGGACCUAGGUACCAAGAUGUUGAGAGAGUGCCAAACAGGUUGACGCAUUGUAUUUGUAUGACUUCAAUGACUUCUUUGUACGACCAUUUUAAAUGCACUUAAAUAAAAUAAUACAUAUAUAUUUUUUUAUAUUUAAUUAUAACUGUCUGUUAUUGCCUGAGUUACAGAUAGGGCAUCUUAGUCAUCAAUUUAAACAUUCAUUUCCGACAGUUUAGAUAGUAUUAAUUUUUUUCAGUCAUGUUUUGUACUCUGAGUUAUGGUUUUGUGUAAAACUAUUGUUCUUUUUGAUUAUUGAAGUUUUCUAUUAUAUGUAAUUUUGUUGGCUAAAUUUGUGUAUUUUGAUAUUUUUGCAAUAAUUGUCAGUGUUUAUGCUGGUGCAGUAUGUAGGUAAAUGUUUUUUAUCUUUCAAGCUCAAGGGCUCGAAAAUGCAUUCCAGUGUCUAGUUUUGUUAUUUUCUUGACUUUAACUAAAAAGCUUCAAAUUAUAUUAUAUGUUGUUUUUUCUCAAAACUAUACAUGUUUAACGUAUUAUUAAUGAGUUUCUGGCACACUGUGUGAAAACUAAGUUUGUAUUGUUUGUGAAACGCAGGGGUUUGCGUGUUGUGCUCGAAUGAAGAGGACGCUCAGGCCACGGGGACACCCACACUUGCAGAUCUCUGCUCUGGUUGGCUGUCACUGCCUGCCACUCUUGUUACAUGCUCGCUGGAGCCCCGGGAACGCGGCUGGAAUGUGUGUGGCUGUUGGGACUCCAGAAGGGGCAUGGGCAGGAAACUAACAGGUGUUCACAUUUGGUGCGCGAGUGAGCUCACAGGGAAUUAUAAAUAGUGAUAAUAUUUCAGUGGUAGCCAAAAUUUUGUUUUUUAAUUAUGUAGAUGCUCUGUACUUUAGGUGAGUUAGUGCCGUUUUUGGUAAAGUAAGAUUGUUGGCCUGCAUAAUGUCGAAGCCCUGUAGUGAAAGGCGGAGUGCUUGUACGAAAAGUGUCUCGAAUGCUUCCGUGGAACGACGUGAAUAUUUACCUGUCGGUACACUCUACUGUUUGCGUGGUGUGUUAGCGUGUAGUACUAUACGACAUUUUAAUCCUCGACAUAAUAAAAACAAGGAACAUUAUUUUUUGCAAUGUGUUAAACAUGAAAGCAUUUAUUACCAUAAGCAGGAAAUUUAGUUGAUAUUAGCAUUAGUGAAAAAAAUGAUAUGUAUUUUUUUUUAAAUGUUGUAUUUCUGGUAGUUUUUGUUUGAAGUGCAUGAACCAAGUCACCUUUCAUGCUGUAUUGAUGAAAGUUUGCAUCACUGAGGCACUAAGUCACUACAUGGUAUGUUUAUUAAUUCUCUAAAAUCUGACAUUUUUUAUUAUAUUUUAGUACGAGGCUAGUUUUGACCAAAAAUUAAGCUCAGAAAUCUGGUUCAAGAAUGUUGGAUACACAGUAGUAUUAUUAGGAGACAUUAAUAAAACUAUAAAUAUAGUUGGUUUACUUUCAACAGAACUUUUUCGAAACUGUGCCUAAAAUAUGGUACUUUUCAAACAUUUAACAUCCUUUUGCUGAUUGUCACAAUCGACAAAGUGGCCUGGAAAUUCUAUUUCACGUACUCAUCAUGCCAGACAGUAAAACAUGUUUUUUUAAUGGUUCAUGAAUGGUGUUCCUUCCUGCCAAGCGGCAGUUACAUCCGAGACCGGCCGGCAGCAGACACCGGUGGCUGUCACUCGUAGCCCUGACAGUCCCGUCCCGUCGGACACACCUCUCUCUGCACCAGGGUUCCUGUCGCAAGUACAGUCCACGUGCCUUCAUGACAGUCACGUGUAGUUACAAUAGUUGCCGUUGCUUGCCAGCUAACUCGCAUCCUUGUUUCUUACACCUGUGUAUGAACGCAUGGACCUUUAUUAUACCCUGGCUCCAAGAGCUGACAUCUAAUAAACUGAAAUGAGUCACUGUGGUUGACUUGACAGUUCUUUGGUUAAAAAUGUUCACGAUGUUCCUGUGACAUUCCAUCACUCUUGCUUCUUCUGCGACUCGAUUGAGGUUCUGCGUUUGUGUUGCUUGUGCAUCAGUCGGUCUCGUCAUAAACAUCUUUCAUCUACUGUCGGAGAAUGCUCCAUGUGAGCUGUAGAAAUAUUAAGAUAAAAUGAAUAAUCAGUGGCUAUGAUGUUAAUACAGCUAUUUACUUUGGUUGGAUUGGUUCGACUUCAGUCGUAAUCGUGAGCAGGAAUUUAUUUUAUAGUUGAUUUUAGGAGUGUUGGUCAGGGCGGAAGUACAGUGGUGGUAUCACUGCGUCGAGCCAAUCACUCGGCCGUGCUCUGCGUCGUGGUUGCUGCAGCUUCGUCGCACGCACACGCCGCGUGGUGUUCGGGACUCCGUGUGGCGGAGCUGCAUGUCAGCUUCAGUUUUCUUGAUCACGUGCUUAUGAGUGUCGAGUACAGCAAGUACAUGCCAGAAAAUUAUUUGUGAAAGAUGGUUUGUUAAAUGCCUUAAAUUUACAUAACUGUCAUAUUUGGAUGUGUCGUGUACAAGACGGUGUGUUGUGAAUCGUUUUAUGUGUAUCGCACAUUCUGGUCAGUGUUUCAGAGGGUUAGUUUGUACACCAUUCUGUAUAGUAAAUUUUUUUAUUAUGUACUCUUGUACAGUUUCUUUUAGAAUAUACAUUUUUCUUAAAAAGUUGCAAAUUUUAUAAUGAUUUUACAUGUGUACCUACUUUAUGCAGAAGCUAAGUUUGUAAAUAAAUGGAUUACGAGUACUAUAAAGUUGCAGGUUGUAUGUUAUGAAGUGUUUUAAAACCCAGCUUUAAUCUUGUAUGAGAAAUAAGGAACUCUUACAAUAGAACUAUGAAACUUGUAAAUCUGACUGAAAUAAACAGUAAAUGUUCAUUCUUGUGGUUAUUACUGGUUUCCCUGACUUUCAUAGUAAAUUAUAUAUAAAAUCAAAUACACAUACUCAAGUAGAAUAAAGAAGUCAUGUGUAAUCAUGAAUCCAUUGAUGUUAGCAAGGUAAAAUAAAAUUUUGUGUAAAGGUCAAUUCAUAAUGUGUUAAUAGUGUACAAGUAAGAAUUGUGUGCAUUUCUUCUUGAUGCUUGUUUACCAUAGCAGUCUCUACAUUUGUUAUUCAUAGUGAAAAGGAAAUGUAUUCCUAGCAAUGUUAGAACACACAGUUGAAGAGUUGAGGCUAAAUGUAAACCUUGAGCGUGGGCGACGCCCACU